UCCACCAUGGAACUGAGCAAACUCUGACUAUUUCUUUCGAUUCAAUGUUUUCUUCCACACUUCUCAUCAUUCUCAUCAUUUAUCCUCAUCUUCAUCAUCAUUCUCUCAUCCUAAUCAUCUUCAUCUUUUCCUUUCUGUUCACUUUUCCUUAAGUCUUUAGAUUGUAGUUUUAUUUAUCAAGGCAUAAAUAACCUUAAAUUGUAUUAAAUUUAUACUCAGUUUGGUUCAAUCGUCAAUUAAAAUUGUUGCAAAUUGUAUCAUCUCAUGUAAUUGAAAAUUUGGGAAUAAAAAAGAUUGCAAUCAAAAUUUCAUUUCCAUCAGAAAAAAGUGAAAAAUUGAUGUUUACCAACAAUUUUUGUUGUUUGUUCAAAGUGAUUUUGGAUUAAACUGUUGAAAAACACUUUUUCCACCCAAAAAUGAGCUUUAAUUGUUCAUUGGUAAACAAUUGCUCCAACUAUUUAUCAACAUGAAAAUUAACCAAGUAAAUUGAACAAUAUCUAACAAUAUCAAACAACGAACCUGAAAAGUCAAAAGGAGAAACUAAAAGUGUAAACAAAAGUUUAACCCAAAUUAUUCAAUGAACAAUCCAAGUUUCCUUCAAUCAUCAUACAUCUUUAUGCUGAUUACUUUUUUCAAUCUCAACCAAGAGUGCCAUGGUGGUCCACAUGAAAGACGUUUACUAUCCAAUUUACUGUAUGAAUAUAAUCCACUUGAAAGACCAGUUAUCAAUGAAUCCGAGCCAAUUCUUGUGAGCUUUCAUUUAACAUUACAACAAAUAAUUGAUUUGGAUGAAAAGAAUCAAAUUUUACAGUCUAGCAUUUGGCUGAACAUGGAAUGGAUUGACACUAAUUUACGCUGGAAUACAAGUGAAUAUCCUGGAGUUAAAAAUAUCCGAAUAUCGGCCAGUAAAGUUUGGACACCUGAUGUGCUUUUAUACAAUAGUGCCGAUGAUAAAAUUGAUUCAUCAUUGCAUACAAAUGUGGUCGUUGAGAGCAAUGGAAGCUGUUUGUGGGUUCCUCCAGGCAUCUUCAAAAGUACAUGCAAAGUAGAUAUAACAUGGUUUCCUUUUGAUGAUCAAAAAUGUUUAUUAAAAUUUGGUUCCUGGACAUAUGAUGGACUUGCCUUGGACUUGAGAUUGUCUAAUGAAGAAGGUGGUGAAAUAUCAACUUAUAUACCUUCUGGUGAAUGGAUAUUGAUAGGUGUUCCAGCACGAAGAAGAGUCCUUCAAUAUGCUUGUUGCCCUGAAACUUAUGUCGAUAUAACAUUUACCAUUCACAUUCGUCGACGAACUUUGUAUUAUACUUUUAACCUAAUCGUUCCUUGUGUUCUUAUAUCCUCAAUGACUCUUCUCGGGUUCGCCCUUCCACCCGAUUCAGGGGAAAAGUUGACUCUUGGUGUAACCAUUUUACUCUCAAUGACCGUGUUCAUGCUUCAGCUAAGUGAAACACUGCCACCAACUUCAGAAUCAAUCUCAAUCAUAGGAACUUAUUUUGCUUGUAUCAUGAUUAUGGUUGCAUUUUCCGUUGUAAUGACUGUUGUUGUCCUCAAUUUUCAUCAUAGAGCAACAUCAGAAUAUCAAGAGAUGCCUCCCUUGGUUCGUCGGGUUAUUUUGGUCUGGCUUCCAUGGAUUUUAAGGAUGGAAAAGCCUGGCAUUCCUAAGCCACCUCCAUCAACCAGUAAAACCAAAAGUGGGACAAACGUUAAUGUUGAACUUUCCACUUCGUGUCCAACCAAUAAUCUGAGUAUGCCAUUGAACAAAGGUCAACAAUCAAGCCAUUCCAAUGCUCACACAUGCAGACCUGGUGACCUUAGUUAUACAAUAAGCUCAAAUUUAAAAGGUUACUGUGAUCCAAUUGGUCGUCUUAAUAACUUCCAGCAUAAUCAUCAUAAUCAUCAUCAUCACCUGCUGCAUCACCAUGCAUCCAAUCACACGACUCCUAAUAAGCAACAUUGGAAUACCAUUCAGUCAGCGGCAAGCGAAGGGGCCCUUCACUUGGGUUGUCAUGAGGGUCUCUCAACUGGUCUUGAUGAUCACUUGACUAACUUGAUAGGCAAUCGUACCUCACUUUGCUUGUGCUGCACUGCUCAUCAGCAACUUGCAUCAGCCAACAUGGCCAAUGUGCCAAUGCCAACCAAUAAUCCUACCAAUGUUAAUAAUAUUGUUAAUAAUAAUAAUAGUAAUAAUGUUAAUAGUAAUAAUUUAAGUUUAAAAAGUAAUCAACUCAAGUAUGGGACGACACUGUUUGACCCAAGUGGAGCUGCCAGUUGUCCCGGUUAUAAUGGUUUACCUUGUGAUCAACUUAAUCUAGAGCCAGGUUCACUUGAAGCCGAGGACUUGAAUGAUGGAGCCAGAGGUGGGACUAGCCUAGGUUUGGGUCUUGGUGAUACUGAAGGGACCACAUCGUUGCUCAAUGAGUCCCCCGGCCAUCAUCAAGUUGACUAUUCACAAAGUCAACCUUGUUGUUCAUUCAUUUGCAAAGGUCGCGAGAUCAAUGCCAUUCUCAGAGAGAUACGAUUCAUUACCAAUCGAAUGAGAAAAGAAGAUGAAAUUGAAGAAAUUAUCGGUGAAUGGAAAUUCGCAGCCAUGGUCAUGGACAGAUUAUGCUUAAUAGUCUUCUCAUCCUUCACGGCAAUAUCAACAGCAGCCUGUCUGAUUCCGCCAGCAAAUCUUCAUUAACCAAACUAAUAGUAACUAAAACCCAAUCAGCCAAAGUUCAACAAAAGCACACAAAGUUUCUCAAAAAAUCUCAAAACAAUAAUCACCAAAACUAACUUUACCUGAAAUUACUCAAUGAAACUUGCCAAAAGUCCACAAGUCAAUGAAAACCCAAUUUAAUACCAAAAAGAAUCCAAAAUUUACCCAAUAAUGCAAUGAAAUAAAGACAACAUUCAAUGAACGAAAACGAUUAAAAUUUUUAGUAACCAAGAA
Molecule: messenger RNA, 2929 nt
Organism: Tetranychus urticae (two-spotted spider mite)
Lineage: Eukaryota; Metazoa; Arthropoda; Arachnida; Trombidiformes; Tetranychidae
Product: neuronal acetylcholine receptor subunit alpha-7-like
Biological process (GO): monoatomic ion transmembrane transport
Cellular component (GO): postsynaptic membrane
Molecular function (GO): acetylcholine-gated monoatomic cation-selective channel activity; transmembrane signaling receptor activity
Source: RefSeq, a predicted model, not a curated record